UAGGGGCGGCCGCGGUCUGGGCAGCGGCCAAAGGCGCGCAGCUGCGCGGCCCGGGUUUCCAGCCGGGCCUCUUUCCCGGCCGGGCCCCAGCAUGGCUGCCCCCAGGGCUGCGGGUGGGGACGGUGCCGCGUUGUCGCGUUCCUGACGGCCCCUGGCGUCUGUGCUCUCCUUCUCUUCCCCAGGCCACUCCAGCAGACAUGUUUGCCAAGGCCUUUCGGGUCAAGUCCAACACGGCCAUCAAGGGGUCGGACAGGAGAAAGCUUCGGGCUCAUGUGAUGGCUGCUUUCCCCACUCUAGGAACAGAUCAGGUCUCUGUGUUGGUACCUGGAAAGGAGGAGCUCACCAUUGUGAAACUGUAUGCUCACAGAGGGGAUGCAGUGACUGUGUACGUGAGCGGUGGUAACCCCAUCCUGUUCGAAGUGGAGAAAAAUCUGUAUCCGACAGUGUAUGCCUUGUGGUCCUAUCCUGACCUUCUCCCAGCUUUCACGACGUGGCCUCCGGUGCUUGAAAAACUGGUGGGGGGAGCAGAUUUGAUGCUGCCAGGACUCGUGGUGCCCCCUGCUGGUCUGCCUCAGGUACAGAAGGGUGACCUCUGUGCCAUUGCCUUGCUGGGGAACAGAGCCCCUGUUGCCGUCGGAGUUGCUGCCAUGUCCACAGCCGAGAUGCUCACUUCAGGCUUGAAGGGAAGGGGCUUCUCUGUGCUCCACACCUACCAGGACCACUUAUGGCGAUCUGGAGACAAGUCUUCUCCACCUUCCCUUGCUCCACUGGCCCUGGAUCCCCCAGAUCUCAGUGAAGAGAAGGAGUCUGUCCAGGCAGACCCUGCCCUGCAGGGAGACCUGAGGCGCCUGACCCUGGAGGGAGAGGAGGAGAAUGGGGAGGUCCAGCGGAUAUGUGGGGAGAAGUCCCUAUCAGAAGCCUCGGAAGACCCCAGUUUCAGGGGCCUGAACCCAGACCCCACAGACAGCAAGACCCUUCAAGAACAAAUGGAUGAACUGGUACAGCGAUGCUUCUUGCAUGCUUUAAAAUGCCAAGUCAGAAAAGCUGACCUCCCUUUACUCACCAGCACGUUCCUUGGCAGCCACAUGUUGUCCUGCUGCCCUGAAGGACGACAGCUGGACAUCAAGAAGUCCAGCUACAAAAAGCUCUCUAAGUUCCUGCAGCACAUGCAGCAGGAGCAGAUUAUACAGGUGAAGGAGCUGAGCAAAGGGGUGGAGAGCAUUGUGGCUGUGGACUGGAAGCACCCGAGGAUCACAUCUUUCGUCAUAGCCGAGCCCUCCCCGGCCUCCCAGACUAUCCAGGAGGGUAGCAGGGAACAGCCCUAUCACCCUCCAGAUAUAAAAUCCCUCUACUGUGUCCCAGCCAGCAUGACUCUGCUCUUCCAGGAGUCUGGCCACAAGAAGGGGAGCAUUCUCGAGGGCGGUGAGGUCCGGACGAUCAUCAUCAACUAUGUCAAGAGAAAUGACCUCGUUGAUGCGGACAACAAAAAUCUCGUGAAAUUGGAUCCCAUCCUGUGUGACUGCAUCUUAGAGAAAAACGAACAGCACACAAUCAUGAAGCUUCCAUGGGACAGUCUCCUGACCAGAUGUUUGGAAAAAUUGCAGCCUGUGUAUCAAGUGACUUUUCCAGGACAAGAGCCCAUUGUGAAGAAAGGCAGAAUCUGCCCAAUUGACAUCACCCUAGCACAGAGAGCGUCUAAUAAAAAGGUGACUGUGGUCCGGAACUUGGAGGCCUAUGGCCUGGACCCGUGUUCAGUGGCCGCCAUCCUCCAGCAGCGAUGCCAGGCUAGUGCGACCGUCACACCUGCCUCUGGGGCCAAGGACAGCCUGCAGGUCCAGAUCCAGGGAAACCAGGUCCAUCACCUCAGCCGCCUGUUGCUUGAAGAGUAUCAGCUUCCUCGGAAACACAUCCAAGGCCUCGAAAAGGCCCCCAAACCUGGCAAGAAGAAGUAACAGACUCUUGUUUCAUGCGGACGAUCCAGUGGAAAUCAAGCUCUGGGCUGGUAAUUUAUAUGAGCAUUUUCAGCUUUUACAAAUGAAACAAUAUAAUUCUUUACCAAAAUAAAUUUUUAUUCUAAUCUAAA
Messenger RNA from Prionailurus viverrinus (fishing cat), 2083 nucleotides. RefSeq names its product eukaryotic translation initiation factor 2D (gene EIF2D). Gene Ontology annotation, biological process: formation of translation preinitiation complex; translational initiation. The record is from RefSeq and is a predicted model, not a curated record. Lineage: Eukaryota; Metazoa; Chordata; Mammalia; Carnivora; Felidae. The transcript has 15 exons. Gene Ontology annotation, molecular function: translation initiation factor activity; RNA binding. The coding region runs from base 198 to 1952 and encodes 584 amino acids.